Molecule: messenger RNA, 1107 nt
Organism: Pseudozyma hubeiensis SY62
Lineage: Eukaryota; Fungi; Basidiomycota; Ustilaginomycetes; Ustilaginales; Ustilaginaceae
Product: C-5 sterol desaturase
Exons: 1
Coding region: 1-1107 (368 amino acids)
Biological process (GO): ergosterol biosynthetic process
Molecular function (GO): C-4 methylsterol oxidase activity; iron ion binding
Source: RefSeq, a predicted model, not a curated record
AUGACGGCAUCCGCCUCUUCAAAGCCCACGUCGGCGCCCGCUGCCGCCACCAAAAAGCAGCAACGAACACCGCAGCCGAUCCGUCCAUCGCAGGGCCCACUCAAGUCAACAUGGCACACACCAGAGAACAAGUCAUCCUGGGGUCUGUACCACUGGCUCAUUCACCUUAUCGGUGUGGAUCCCAUCCCGCAGAAUUCGACUGCGCCUAUGCACGAGAAGGACGACCCGGUCCCCGUGUGGAACAAUGCACAGCUUCACCUGUGGAUCGCUAUGCGUGUCGUCCCAGCGCUCGCAAUCCAGUACGCCUACACACUGUGGGCCGGACGAAACUUUCACCCUAUCGCCAACAUCUUCUACUGGGGUAUCUUCGUCAGUCUCUUUGGCUCCAAUCUGCUGAACGUGCUCCGCUCGACCGCCUCCAAGGUCGGCUACCUGCAACCUCAAGCCUCGCGUGACGGAAUUCCGGACGUCAAGGUGACGGAGGUGCUCAACUCUUUGCUCAUGACUGCCUUCUUCCGACCGGCAGCCGCUACGCUGGUGAUCUACAACCGUGACACACCCAUGACGCUUUCGCCGUGGCUGCCUCUGAUGGUGCCCGCCUUCUCGUUGGCGGUUGAUUUCUGGUUCUACUGGUACCACCGCAUCAUGCACGAGUCGGACGCACUCUGGAAGUUCCACCGCACCCACCACACCGCCAAGCACCCCACGCCCAUCCUCACGCUUUAUGCCGACAUGGAGCAGGAGUGGUUCGACGUUGUCUUCAUUCCGCUCCUUGCCUACUUCACUCUGCGACCUUUGGUCGAGAUGAGCUACUUUGACUGGAUGGUCUGCUGGACCCAUGUCAUGUUCAUCGAGCUCAUCGGUCACUCGGGUCUGCGCAUCUCCGGAACCUCGCCCGCCUUCGAUCUGAUCCCGAUGAAGAGGUUCGACGUCGACCUCGUGAUCGAGGAUCACGACAACCACCACUCGCGCGGCUGGAAGAAGUCUGGCAACUACGGAAAGCAGACUCGCGUUUGGGACCGCCUCUUCGGUACCGUUUUGCCUCGUGUCGAGACACCUGACCAUCUUAUCGACCAUUCCGACAAGGUCUGCCUGCCUCAGUUCUAA